UGUUGCAGCUUUUGAAUACCUCAACACAGCCUCUCAGCUGUGGGCAGAGGUAUGAAAAACUCCUGGCUCUCUCUGGCUCCCUCAACCAAAUGAGGGAGGGCCUAUAUUUGCCAAGCACGCCAGUAUUAAAAUCUAAAAUGAUAGCUGAUGGAAGCUGUAAGGCAGAAGCAGGCUGAGUAUCCCCGAGAACGACUUGUGAACUAUUUAAUGACAUGUGAGAAAGAUAGUCUUUGGAAAUGUGAGCUGGCAGAUGCAACACAAUAUCAAGCUACUUGUCAGGACUUCAAGUUGCCUUCUGUUGGGACGCUUCCACCAUGGGAAUGCAAGAAAUGAAAACCAUCUCACUGCACUGAUUCGGUGUCGCCACAGCACCAUCGGGGCAGGGACAUGCCAAUUUCCUUUUUCAUCACAAAUGACUGAUGAGAAACUAGGCUGCGCUUUUCAUUUUUUCCCCUUCAGUCACUUGCAGAAGGAGCCUGGUGACAAGGGGUCAUCUUCUUAAGCAUUUCUCUCCUCAUUGUUUGCUGAGGAUGGCGUAGCUCUCGUGUAGAAACUGUGAAUUUUUUUUGAGCCAACGUAGCUUGCUGUUUUUGUGUUUUUGCAUUGGAGACAAAAGCAGGCCAUUAUGCAAUGGCAGAAGUUAAAGCCACCGGAGCCAGAUGAUCCUAUUUGUUGCUGUGAAUGCGAUCUCUACCAGUACGGAUGUUGCUGGGACUGCGAGGAUCUGGAUGAAGCCUUUAACAGGUGGCUGAAAGUACCAUCUAAAAGUACAUUUCAGUCUCCUGUAUUUGGUGCCAUGGCUGAAAAUCUGGAAAUUUCCCUGAUCCCAGCCCUGCUGAUGCUGCCUCUCCUGCUGAAGGUUGCAGCGUUGCACUACCUGCUGGGUAUAACCGUCCUGACAGCUCUGCCUGGCCUGGUGCUGUGGUACUACUAUGCAACGCACCGAAAGAAGAGACGCACCCUCUUCUUCCUCACCCUCGCAUUGUACUCUCUGGCCUACAUGUAUUACCUCUUCAUCACAGAGAUUUUACCGCGUGGGGACGUCAGCCAGCUGCAGAUGUGCACCGUGACCUCUGGGAUGAUCUUCACUAUAGUCUCUCUUAUUCACACCAAGAAAGGCCCAGGAUUUGUGACUGCUGCCCUUCACAACUCUCACAGUCAGGAGGAUAAAAAGGAGUCCACACAAGUAAAUAAUGGAUCUCUCCAAUCAGCAGCCUCUCCCUCAGGGACACCAGCAGAGCUGCAAACCCCAAAGGAGGGCCUCGGAGCAAAGUGGAGCAGGUGUCCUUUGUGCAAAAUAAUGCGACCACCGCGGGCUGGUCAUUGUCGAACCUGUGGCUCAUGUGUCCAGCGUUUGGACCACCAUUGUAUCUGGAUAAACAGCUGUGUAGGACAGGCAAACCAUCGCAGUUUCCUGCUGACCCUCUCUGUGUUUGUGUUGACCUCUCUGUACGGGAUCAGUUUGGUGCUUUGCAGCCUCUGUCCUCAUCAGUAUCUAAUGACAGCGCUCUUCUACUGCCCAGGCGUCUACACUCAGUCUAGCACAGCACUUUGCUUUACCUGUGCGUGGUACAGCAGCAUUGUCGCAGGUGGACUGCUUUACCUCUUGGUGGCACAAGUUCUCAAUAUCAGCUUUAACGUGACAGAGCGAGAGGCUCAGCUGGCUCUGAGGAACAAAACGGGCCAGAGCCGCCUGUGGGGACUCGUUGUUGACACAGGAGAGUAUUCUCGUGGCUUCUAUCAGAACUGGGUUGAGUUCCUCACCAUGACAGAUGCUUCAGCUUCUCCUCGGUCCAGCCUUACUGACUUGGUCUAGUUGUACUUAAUGCACUCGGUGACAUCGUGGUAAUACACUGUUCGUGCUGCAUGCAUGAAGAAUUCGAUUUCUUUUUUUUUUUCAAUACAUUCCAGGACUGCGGUACUAAUAGGAACAUGUUUUUAAUGACUGUUUAAAGAUGCAUAGAUGUGUUUGGGGUUUGGAUUUUUAGCAUCAUUUUCUGUUGAAGCUUUUGACCUGGACACAUGCAAGACAGUCUGUGGAUUUUGUGCCUUUUAUAAAAUUUAAUCGAAGACUGCAGACAUUAUAGCCUGCCUUUUUAUACACGUGCAGAAAGUAAGAAGGAAAUAUGUUGUCUUUAUAAAAAAAAAUAAUCUCACUGCAUGCAAGUCAAAAAAAUCUAAUAAACUUCAAAAUGAUACAAAAAAAACAUUAAAUGAUUCUGGAGUUCAAAUCAAAGAAGAUAAACCAGAAACAAAACUGCCGGAUUCAAGACUAGAUAGCUGUCCUUUACUAAUUUAAUAUCCAGUAGCAACGUGGUUUGGCCCUAAGAUGGCAUCAGAGGGAAAGCCAAAGAAAAGCAAAUGGUCACUUUUGACCCGUUCUGCAGACAUGCACUCAGUAAAUACUGACACCACUGUACUGGUCAAGUUGGAAAUUUAAAAAGAAACAAAGAUAUAUUAAAACAAUUAAUAAGAAGGCAAGAAAAACGAGUUAUAGAAGGAUCUGUAUCUGUGAGAAGAGGCCUAACUAAUACAGAACAAAGAGGCUAGCUUAGCUCAGUGUAGGAUGUUAAAAUAAUGUCUAAAAUAUGUUGCAUGUGAUGGUUAGAGCAAG
Messenger RNA from Maylandia zebra (zebra mbuna), 2614 nucleotides. Its product is annotated as palmitoyltransferase ZDHHC23-A. Lineage: Eukaryota; Metazoa; Chordata; Actinopteri; Cichliformes; Cichlidae. Gene Ontology annotation, cellular component: endoplasmic reticulum; Golgi apparatus. The record is from RefSeq and is a predicted model, not a curated record. Gene Ontology annotation, biological process: protein targeting to membrane; peptidyl-L-cysteine S-palmitoylation. Gene Ontology annotation, molecular function: protein-cysteine S-palmitoyltransferase activity.